AAAAAGAAGAAGAAAGGCGACAGAAUUCAGUGCUUUAUAAUUAACGAAGGCCCCUAUUAAUUACACCUCGGCACAUCGAGAACUGACUGAUACAAAUCCUUUCUUAAGAGCGAAGAUUGUGUAGAUAUCUAGAAGAAGAGGAAUUUCACAGAUUUGACAACCUUGCCAGUACAAAAUUCAGACCGUCAAGUUAGCUCAGUCCUCUUCUAUAGCGGUUGCGACAGUUCGGUAUCUAUAAAGAAGCAUUCAAAAAAAUUAAAAUUUAGACCGGAGGUUUGUUAUUCCACCUUGUAUGGGCACAUUUUACCUUAUUGCCCUCUACAUCCAGAGACCAAAAAUAGCAGCGCUCAUGUCAGAUAUGCGAAAACGCUUUUGGAGCAUCGAGAACUACAACUGUUCUUCGCUAAGAAAAGAAUAUCUUGAAGAAUCUCACUCGUUGAGGACAAAAUGUAUAUCUUAUGUGGGAAUCAUGUUACUCUGCGCUACUGUAUUUUGUUACGGUAGAAUUAUACAAGAUGGUGAAAAAAACAUAGAUAACAUGCUAUUCAAAUCCUACAUCCCUGAAUUCGUCGAUUUCUGGAUACUUUUUGCUUGGGAGCACAUACCAGCAAGUGGUUUGGUGGUUUUAGAGCUAUCCUUAGACGUUAUUGUACUCAAUAUGCUUACCAUGACAAAGUUGCAGUUCAGAUUGCUGAGAUAUGAGAUUGAGAAUAUGUUUUGCGACAAUAGACAUAAUAGUGAUUUUGACUUGAGGAUCAAAAGAUGCAGUGAUCAUCACACAUUUCUUUUGGAGUUUAGGGCAAUGCUGAACGAUACAUUUUCAUAUUUAAUGUUGAUUUACAUGGGUGUGAUCAUUCUUAUCUUAUGCAUCGAAAUGUAUCUUAUAAUGUCUCUGGAUUCUCUAGCCGAUGUUCUUGGAGCCGCUGUAUACGCAGCUCAAAUGUUUUUCGAAUUCUUCAUUUGCUAUUGCUGCCCAGCACAAGACCUUAAAGACGAGGCUGAACUUCUGUCUCAAGCUUUGUAUUUCAACGACUGGCAUCUACAUCCUUCCCGUUAUAAAAAUUUUGCGAUACUUUUGGGAAAGAGUCAAAUAAAAGUGAUAUAUUCAGCUGGUGGAUUGAUGAAUCUAGAUCUGCAAACUGGAAUGGCCGCGGUGAAAACGAUGUUGUCUUAUAGUAUGUUUCUACAAACCAUGACUCAGUUGGAAGCAAACUGAAUUAAAAUACUCACUCCCUAAAGUGCUGCUCGUAAAAUUGUCUUUCUUCGAAUCAAACUGUAAUUCGC
Acanthoscelides obtectus is the source of this 1284-nucleotide messenger RNA. NCBI's taxonomy places the organism in Eukaryota, Metazoa, Arthropoda, Insecta, Coleoptera, Chrysomelidae. The record is from the annotation of a GenBank genome assembly.